GAGCUAAAAAGUGAUGGCCAAAAGCUUUCAUUUUUACCAUCACUACUACGAGUAAAGCAGUGUUUUCAGGCAGUAGCUGCAGCUAAAAAAGAAACUCCUGUGGCCGUUCGCACACGCCGGCACUUUCAGAACGAACUUCACAUGAGCUCGCCAUCUGAUGCCCAGCUGUCGCCAUGCACGGUGAAACUGUUCGGAAAAGGGGGAAGAAAGAUGACGAGUGGACCAACAGCGAUUCUCAGAAGCAAGCAGCACAGUGCAAUACCCUUUAACAUGAAUGACUAA
Molecule: messenger RNA, 282 nt
Organism: Haemonchus placei
Lineage: Eukaryota; Metazoa; Nematoda; Chromadorea; Rhabditida; Trichostrongylidae
Source: the annotation of a GenBank genome assembly